ACGCCUUCCUGUUAGUCGGAGCUGGGAGAAGUUCACUCGAAUCAGCUGAUCCUAACUGACAACAGGAGGAGAGGAAGCCCGGAAGGCAGCGAAGGAGGUGGGGGGCGGAGAUGGAGAUGAGGAUGGAUCCGCCGGUUCCCUGAGGGACAGCCCCCGCCUCCACCGGCGCCCUGCGGUCCCCCGACGCCGCCUCGCUGCAGCAGAGCUGCUCCAUGGUAUCCCCUGAAAUAGUGACUUGAGGCUGGAUUAUAAUGCAAAGCUCCUGACCACUGUCUUUCAUUACCAAGACCUUGUGGCUGAGGCCCAAUUCAUGAGUCCAUCUAAGUGCACCCGUCACCUCUCUCUCAGAUAGCCAUAAAAGACCCUUUCAAGCUAAUUUUGACCACGUGUUUCCCUGCACUUUAUGGAGGAUGAAACUAUCAAACCAAAUCAACGUUGCUGCUGAUACAGGAGCGUGGGAGGCAGAAAAUUAAACAUUUAAACAUUAAUGAAUGUGUGAAUUCUAAUAGGACACUGAAGGUUUAAAAAAUAAUUAAAAAAAAAAAGUGUUCAGUACCCUGUGGAAGUUCUGUGCAGUCUUCAGGCUCCCAGCUUUUGUCCUCACUUCUGGGGAAGGCCCAGGACCGUUAUAUGGUGGGUGAUUUCCUUACCAGUCUGAAUAUGAGUGGCCAGACUUCCCCAGCAGAGAAGGGCCUGAAUCCGGGGCUGAUGUGCCAGGAGAGCUACACCUGCAGCGGGACUGAGGAAGCCGUGUUCGAGUGUGACGAGUGCUGCAGCCUGCAGUGUGUCCGCUGUGAGGAGGAGCUCCAUCGGCAGGAGCGCCUAAGGAACCAUGAGCGGAUCCGGCUCAAAGCAGGCCACGUCCCUUACUGUGACUCCUGCAAGGGCCCCAAUGGGCAUUCCCCAGGUGUGAAGCAGAGGGCAGUCGUGAGGUGCCAGACCUGUAAAAUCAACUUGUGCCUGGAGUGCCAGAAGAGGACUCAUUCCGGGGGUAACAAACGGAGACACCCCGUUACUGUGUACCACGUCCCUGACGUCCAGGAGUUCCUGGAGGAAGAGGGGAUGGAUGAGGAGGCCAAGAGGAAGAAGAUGACUGAGAAGGUUGUGAGUUUCCUCCUAGUAGAUGAAAAUGAAGAAAUUCAGGUAACGAAUGAAGAGGAAUUCAUUAGGAAAUUGGACUGCAAACCUGAUCAGCAUCUGAAAGUGGUUUCCAUUUUUGGAAAUACUGGGGAUGGGAAGUCUCAUACACUCAAUCACACUUUCUUUUAUGGCCGGGAAGUCUUCAAAACCUCUCCUGCCCAGGAGUCCUGCACUGUGGGAGUAUGGGCUGCCUAUGACCCAGUCCACAAGGUGGCGGUGAUAGACACGGAAGGGCUCUUGGGGGCUACAGUGAAUCUAAGCCAGAGAACACGGCUGCUGCUUAAGGUCCUGGCCAUCUCAGACCUCGUCAUCUAUCGAACUCACGCAGACCGGCUGCAUAAUGACCUCUUCAAGUUCCUUGGGGACGCCUCAGAAGCUUAUCUGAAGCACUUCACCAAGGAGCUCAAGGCUACCACUGCCCGCUGUGGCCUGGAUGUCCCCUUGUCCACCUUGGGCCCUGCUGUUAUCAUUUUCCAUGAGACUGUGCACACUCAACUAUUGGGCUCUGAUCACCCAUCUGAGGUACCCGAGAAGCUCAUCCAGGACCGGUUUCGGAAGCUGGGCCGCUUCCCUGAAGCCUUCAGUUCUAUUCACUACAAGGGAACGAGGACUUACAACCCUCCCACAGACUUCUCCGGGCUUCGGCGUGCUUUGGAGCAGCAACUGGAGAACAACACCACCCGUUCUCCCCGGCACCCAGGGGUCAUCUUCAAAGCCCUGAAGGCGCUGAGCGACCGCUUCAGUGGUGAGAUCCCUGAUGACCAGAUGGCGCACAGCUCCUUUUUUCCAGAUGAGUACUUCACCUGCUCCUCCUUGUGCCUCAGCUGUGGAGCUGGAUGUAAGAACAGCAUGAAUCACGGGAAAGAAGGAGUACCUCAUGAAGCCAAGAGCCGCUGCAGAUACUCCCACCAGUAUGACAACCGCGUUUAUACCUGCAAGGCCUGCUAUGAGAGAGGCAAUGAAGUCAGCGUGGUGCCCAAGACGGCUGCUUCCACCGACUCCCCCUGGAUGGGUCUUGCAAAAUAUGCCUGGUCUGGGUAUGUAAUUGAAUGUCCCAACUGCGGUGUGGUCUACCGUAGCCGGCAGUACUGGUUUGGGAACCAAGAUCCCGUGGAUACGGUGGUGCGGACAGAGAUUGUGCACGUGUGGCCUGGAACCGAUGGAUUUCUCAAGGACAACAACAAUGCUGCCCAGCGCCUCUUGGACGGGAUGAACUUCAUGGCUCAGUCGGUAUCUGAAUUUAGCCUUGGGCCCACCAAAGCUGUGACGUCCUGGCUGACAGACCAGAUCGCCCCUGCCUACUGGAGGCCCAACUCCCAGAUCCUGAGCUGCAACAAGUGCGCUACAUCCUUUAAAGACAACGACACGAAGCAUCACUGCCGGGCCUGUGGGGAGGGCUUCUGUGACAGCUGUUCGUCCAAGACCCGGCCAGUGCCUGAGCGGGGCUGGGGCCCUGCACCCGUGCGGGUGUGUGACAACUGCUAUGAAGCCAGGAAUAUCCAGUUAGAUGUUACUGAGGCCCAGGCGGACGAUGAAGGUGGGACGCUGAUUGCUCGGAAGGUGGGCGAGGCCGUGCAGAACACUUUGGGAGCCGUGGUGACAGCCAUUGACAUACCACUAGGUCUGGUGAAGGACGCAGCCAGGCCGGCGUACUGGGUACCUGACCACGAGAUCCUGCACUGUCACAACUGCCGGAAGGAGUUCAGCGUCAAGCUUUCCAAGCACCACUGCCGGGCCUGCGGGCAGGGCUUCUGUGACGAGUGUUCCCAUGACCGCCGGGCUGUCCCCUCUCGAGGCUGGGACCAUCCUGUCCGAGUCUGCUUUAACUGCAAUAAAAAGCCUGGUGACCUUUAACCCCAGCUCCCUCUCCGAGUCCUUCACAAUUCCUUAGGUUCUCAGGGUUAGAAACAGAAGUCUUGUUGAGGUAGGCCCUCCUCCUGGUCACCUUUUGUGGUAUGUGUCCUCCCUCAUCUUGAGGCCACUUUCCCACAGUGUGGGGUGGGCAGGUGGCGAGCUGGGGUGAGCCUGGCGGCAGGCCCAAAGGUGUGAACCCCUCAGGGCAGGGGACCGAGCAGCUUAUAUUAUAGCAAAGGGGAAUGAACCCGAAUCCGUUGCAUUUUAUGUCAGUUAAAAAUAAUACAUAUAUAUAUACAUAUACCUGUAUAGACAUAUAAAAGGAACGUGGCGUGUAUUCAGGCUGCUGCUGGCUGCAGAGACUUGCAGUCUGUCCCCAGCACAGGGGUAAGGUGGCAGUGGCAGCAGGUCUUCCCCACAAAACCGAGCCAGGUCCAGAGCCACUGUGUGUUGCUAGUCAGUCACCUUUUGCUGCUUCUCUCCGAGCCUUUGAAGCCUUCGUGCCCCUCAGCUGCCGGGGGAAGGGAGCUUGCCAGGUACUUCUUGCUUGGAACAGCCUGCAGGGGAUCUCCCUGGGCCCUCCAGAGGCGGAUCCCAAUUCUUGGCCUAAGCCUGUUUCAGUCAGCAACCCCUCAGCCUAGUGUGCAGGUCACAGGUGGGUGGAGGGUGAGAGGUAGGGUCCUCGGCCCCGAGAGUCCAGGAGCAGGUGACGUGACAUCCUGUUCCUGGGGAGAUCACGGGAGACAGGCCUUCCCCAGCAGUGUUUCUUGCUUGUUGAUGCUUCUGUCUGUGCGACCACUUGGCUUUCCCUGCCCUGACGUAGAGCACCCGCUUCUCUCCCUUUCCAGCCCCCUAGAGCCCACCAUCCACUGAGUGUUGCACUAGGAUUUUUGCUUAUUUCAAAGUGUCUUAAUUCUUUGUUCCCAGACACAUGGCCCCUCUAGCCAUUGGAGGGGUGAUCAUGAGAAAUCUUCCAGGGAAACAGAGCACAGAAUGGACUGUUAGCUGUUUGGUUUUUUAAAUAGUAUAUAUAAAUAUUUCAGCAGAUCAUUAAGAAAAAAUUCUCUCUUUGGUCGUGGCAAGAGAAGUCAAAUGAACUUUUCUCAGCAAGAGCUGGGACAUCCGUAUCUAUCGUGACUGGAAGGACUGUUGUGCUGAAGUCUUGAGAGCAUGGUGGAGUUUAUCUUCAGUGGCCAAAAACGAAGAAUUAAAAGCAACAUCGUUCUUGGUUGACUGGUGGGUGGGCCGAGCUUCAGGGAGGUAUGUGGCGGUCAUUUUUGAUGUGAGUGUCACUGUGACAUGAGCCCUGGAAUGUGUCGGUCCUCUGCAGACCUGUUCCCUUCCUGCCUCCCAUGGCCCAGUGGCUGAGGCCCUGCCCUAGUACCGUGUAUUAUCAAACGCGCCGUCAUAAAGGAAUCUUCUGCGGAA
Camelus dromedarius (Arabian camel) is the source of this 4422-nucleotide messenger RNA. It is a transcript of the gene ZFYVE1, whose product is annotated as zinc finger FYVE-type containing 1. The transcript has 12 exons. The record is from RefSeq and is a predicted model, not a curated record. Gene Ontology annotation, molecular function: phosphatidylinositol-3-phosphate binding; phosphatidylinositol-3,4,5-trisphosphate binding; phosphatidylinositol-3,4-bisphosphate binding. Gene Ontology annotation, biological process: lipid droplet formation. Gene Ontology annotation, cellular component: lipid droplet. The coding region runs from base 631 to 2994 and encodes 787 amino acids. NCBI's taxonomy places the organism in Eukaryota, Metazoa, Chordata, Mammalia, Artiodactyla, Camelidae.